AUGGAGGUUAUUCGCUCUGCUCCCCGCUCCCUUUUCCUUCCCGGCACAGACUCCUUGGCAAGGGUAAGAACGACGACGAAAGCCACUCCACCUCCCAAUUUCGGCACAUUCCACGAUGCUCCUCGGAAUUCCUCCCGGCCGAUCGUCGUCUGUGUAGCGAGGAAGGCGAGCGUGGAGAUCAAAGAGCCCAGCUUGGUGAUCCGAGAGCGGCAAUUGGGGAAGUUUCAGGUCUCCGAAGGGCAUCCCGCUCCGUUUGGUGCCACCGCUCGGGACGGCGGCGUCAACUUCUCUGUCUAUUCUUCCAAUGCCGUCGCCGCAGCUCUCUGCUUGAUUUCUCUGUCUGAUUUGUCCAAGGGUAGAGUGACGGCGGAGAUCCCUCUCCACCCAGUUGCGAACAAGACAGGCGACAUUUGGCAUGUGUUCCUGAAAGGGGAUUUCAAAGAUAUGCUGUACGGUUACCGUUUCGAUGGGAAGUAUGCUCCUGAACAAGGACAUUACUUUGAUCCCUCCAAGAUUCUUUUGGAUCCUUACGCAAGAGCAGUUGUAUCCAGAGAUGAAUUCGGGGUUGUAGCUCAGAAGGACAAUUGCUGGCCCCAAAUGGCCUGCAUGAUACCAGCCGCUGAAGACAAGUUUGACUGGGAAGGAGACUUGCCAUUGAAGCUUCCCCAGCGAGAGCUGCUAAUAUAUGAGAUGCAUGUUCGUGGGUAUACAAAGCAUGAGUCAAGCGGAGCUGAGAAACCUGGUACUUAUCUUGGCAUUGUGGAAAAGCUUGAUCACUUAAAGGAUCUCGGUGUGAAUUGCAUAGAAUUAAUGCCAUGCCAGGAAUUUAAUGAGUUGGAGUACUACAAAUACAAUUCGGUUAUGGGUGACUACAAAAUGAACUUUUGGGGAUAUUCAACUAUCAAUUUCUUUUCACCUAUGACGAGAUAUUCAUCUGCUGGUACACGUAAUUGUGGCCGUGAUGCCAUAAACGAAUUCAAGCUUCUUGUUAGAGAAGCACAUAAGCGAGGAAUUGAGGUGUUCAUGGACGUUGUUUUCAAUCACACAGCAGAAGGAAAUGAAAAAGGCCCUAUCCUUUCUUUCAGAGGGCUUGACAACAGUGUCUACUACAUGGUUGCUCCAAAGGGAGAGUUCUAUAAUUAUUCAGGCUGUGGGAACACAUUCAACUGCAACCAUCCUGUUGUGCGCCAGUUCAUAGUUGACUGCUUAAGAUAUUGGGUAUUGGAAAUGCAUGUAGAUGGAUUUCGCUUUGAUCUUGCUUCAAUUAUGACCAGGGGUAGUAGUCUAUGUGAUGCUGCUAAUGUAUUUGGAAGUCCAAUGGAAGGUGACUUGUUGACUACCGGAACACCUCUUGGCAGUCCCCCAUUGAUUGACAUGAUAAGCAAUGAUCCUGUACUUCGAGACGUAAAGCUUAUUGCAGAAGCAUGGGAUGCUGGGGGCUUGUAUCAAGUUGGUACCUUUCCUCAUUGGUGUAUUUGGUCAGAGUGGAAUGGGAAGUAUCGUGAUGUUGUCAGGCAGUUCAUUAAGGGUACAGAUGGCUUUUCUGGGGCAUUUGCUGAAUGUCUUUGUGGGAGCCCCAACUUAUACCAGGCAGGAGGCAGGAAACCUUGGAAUAGCAUCAACUUUGUGUGCGCCCAUGAUGGUUUUUCGUUAGCGGAUUUAGUUACCUACACCAACAAACAUAACUUGGCCAAUGGGGAAAACAACAAUGAUGGAGAAAACCAUAAUAAUAGUUGGAACUGUGGACAGGAGGGAGAGUUCGCGAGCAUUUUUGUGAAGAAAUUAAGGAAAAGACAAAUGCGGAAUUUCUUUCUCUGUCUCAUGGUUUCUCAGGGUGUUCCCAUGAUAUACAUGGGUGAUGAAUAUGGUCACACAAAGGGAGGGAAUAACAACACAUACUGUCACGACAACUAUAUAAACUAUUUUCGCUGGGACAAGAAGGACGAGGCAUCGUCAGACUUCUUCAGGUUUUGUCGCCUCAUGACCAAUUUCCGCCGGGAAUGCGAAUCUUUAGGCUUGAAUGACUUCCCAACUGCUGAGCGGCUACAAUGGCAUGGUCAUGCUGUUGGGGUGCCUGACUGGUCAGAAACAAGCCGAUUCGUUGGCUUUUCCCUGGUUGACGCGGUGAAGGGAGAGAUCUACAUCGGGUUCAAUGCUAGUCACCUGCCGGUAACCAUCUCACUCCCUGAACGUCCAGGAUACAGAUGGGAGCCAUUGGUCGACACGGGGAAAGCUGCACCGUUUGACUUCCUUGCCGAGGAUCUGCCUGGGAGAGAGGUGGCCAUUCAGCAGCUUGCACACUUCCUGGAUGGCAAUUUAUACCCAAUGCUCAGUUACUCUUCCGUCAUUCUCAUCUUGAAGCCCGACCUCACCAGUUGCAGCUGA
Linum trigynum is the source of this 2385-nucleotide messenger RNA. Lineage: Eukaryota; Viridiplantae; Streptophyta; Magnoliopsida; Malpighiales; Linaceae. The record is from the annotation of a GenBank genome assembly.